Messenger RNA from Paraphaeosphaeria sporulosa, 798 nucleotides. Its product is annotated as glycoside hydrolase family 61 protein-like protein. The transcript has 4 exons. The coding region runs from base 52 to 798 and encodes 248 amino acids. The record is from RefSeq and is a predicted model, not a curated record. NCBI's taxonomy places the organism in Eukaryota, Fungi, Ascomycota, Dothideomycetes, Pleosporales, Didymosphaeriaceae.
AGCAGACCAUCGCUACCUUCCUCAUAGACCUUCGCGGUCCAUCCCAUCAUCAUGAAGUACUUCGCCGCCGCCGUGCUGGCGCUCCUCCCUGCGCUCACCUCCGCCCACUGCGUCGCCCAGCGCGUCCGCGUCAACGGCGCUGACCAAGGCCAACUCGUCGGCAUCCGUACGCCCAACUCAAACAACCCCAUCCAGAACGUCAACGACGGCAACUUCGCCUGCAACAGCGGCUUCCGCUCGCCCGUCUCCUCGACCGUCAUCAACGUCAAGGCCGGCGACAAAGUAGGCACGCAGUGGGGCCAUGUCAUCGGCGGAGCGCAGUUCGCCGGCGACAAAGACCAUCCCAUUGCGGCUUCGCACAAGGGCCCGACGAUCUUCUACCUCGCCAAAGUCGACAACGCCGCCUCAGCCUCCGGCUCGGGACUGAAGUGGUUCAAGAUUGGUGAAGACGGACUCGACGGCUCCGGCAAAUGGGGCGUCGACCGCAUGAUUGCUAACGGCGGCUGGGUCGACUUCCAGAUCCCGAGUUGCGUGGCGCCGGGGCAGUAUCUGCUCCGGACUGAGAUUAUUGCGCUGCAUUCGGCAAGCAAGCAGGGGCAGGCGCAGUUUUACAUGGGAUGCGCGCAGAUCAACAUCAGCGGUUCCGGGAGCAACUCUGGGAGCCAGACUGUUAGCUUCCCCGGUGCGUAUUCGGCGAGUGACCCGGGGAUUUUGGUGAACAUCUAUGAUGCGCAAGGAAACCCGACUGGCGGGGGGCGCCCGUACACGAUCCCAGGACCGGCGAAGCUGUCGUGUUAG